Molecule: messenger RNA, 1015 nt
Organism: Sciurus carolinensis (gray squirrel)
Lineage: Eukaryota; Metazoa; Chordata; Mammalia; Rodentia; Sciuridae
Gene: Tcap
Product: titin-cap
Exons: 2
Coding region: 52-555 (167 amino acids)
Biological process (GO): cardiac myofibril assembly; skeletal muscle thin filament assembly; cardiac muscle tissue morphogenesis
Cellular component (GO): Z disc
Molecular function (GO): structural constituent of muscle; titin binding; titin Z domain binding
Source: RefSeq, a predicted model, not a curated record
UUUAAAGGACCUGGGAGGCGCAGGGCAGUGCAUAGGGAGCAACAAGUGAUCAUGGCCACUUCAGAGCUGUGCUGCCAGGUGUCUGAAGAGAACCGCGAGCGCCGAGAGGCCUUCUGGGCUGAAUGGAAGGACCUGACUCUGUCCACACGACCUGAGGAGGGUUGCUCCCUGCAUGAGGAGGAUACCCAGCGGCAUGAGACCUACCACCGGCAGGGGCAGUGCCAGGCGCUGGUGCAGCGUUCCCCCUGGCUGGUGAUGCGUAUGGGCAUCCUGGGUCGCGGGCUGCAGGAGUACCAGCUGCCCUACCAGCGGGUGCUGCCGCUGCCCAUCUUCACCCCCACCAAGGUGGGGGCUGCCAAGGAGGAGCGCGAGGAAACUCCAGUGCAGCUUCGGGAGCUGCUGGCACUGGAAACAGCCCUGGGUGGCCAGUGCAUGGAGCGCCAGGACGUGGCCGAGAUCACCAAGCAGCUGCCCCCUGUGGUGCCCGUCAGCAAGCCUGGGACCCUUCGCCGCACCCUGUCCCGCUCCAUGUCCCAGGAAGCACAGAGAGGCUGAGAGGGACUGUGACUCAGACUCCACUGUGCCCACCAUGGACUGGGCCCUUCCUGGCUAGGACCAUGGAGGGGAGCUGCUGGCCACGGAUGCUUUGUAGUUUGCCCAGAGUUGGGGGCUGUGGGAAGAGGGAGCCAGAGGCCUGGAUGCCUGGGUCCCCUGAGUUCCCAAAGGGAGGGGAGCAAAGACAGUGGGCACUAGGGGUGGAGAGCUGGGCGCCAGCACAGUCUAGCACCCUCAGCACCAGGAAAAGGGACAAAGGAUGCUGGUGAGGGCAAGAGGUCCCUGGAAGCAGUUCCCUGGUCCAGGUUUCAGCUUCAGAGGAGGACUAGGACAAGCGCAAGUGAUCUGGAAUGCUCUGGGAAGGAGACAGAGAAGACUGCAGGGAGGGAACGUGAAGAGGGCAGAGGCAGGGCAGGACCCCCAGCACCCUCUGUUAGCGCGCAAUAAAUGCUCAACCAUG